AUGGCAGGCUCGCACUUCCCUCUACGGCCUCUACCUCCUUCGAGGAAUCCUUCGGGUACACCAUCAGACUACCCUCUACUUCGACCCUUACCUCCUUCGAGGAAUCCUUCUGCUACACCAUCAGACCACCCUCUACCACGACCUCUACCUCCUUCGAGGAAUCCUUCUGCUACGCCAUCAGACGUCUCUUCACUACGACCUCUACCUCCUUUGAAAAUUCCUUCUUCUACACCGUCAGGUUUCCCUUCGCCUCUCAACUCACCACCACGUUCCAAUUUCCAGCAUGGACCCACCAGUGGUGUCGAUACUCUCCCGUCUCCGGGACUCCAAGGCUCCGAGUCUUUCUACAAUCAGAACGCAACAGGCAGUGCUUUGUCCGUGGCUUCAGACCAGACAGGGGUGUCCGCGCCGGUGGCAUAUGCCGAUGAGUUCCGGUUCAAGAUAAUGAUCCAGUACCUCAGUAAGCAGAUAGACAAGGCCGGUUGGAUACCCUCCGAGAAAAACAAGAAAACACCAAAUAGAUACGGAGUGCUAUACAAGAAGUCCCGGGGACGAUAUGUCACAUACCCAGAGGAACUGUCACAGGCACUUGUUGCCUGUGUGCAAAGACUCAACCUAGUCGUCGCCUUCACCAUGAAGCCGGAUAUGCUCGACGGCAUCCUUGCCUCUCUCAGACCAAACCAAAGCGAACUAAAGCUCAUGGACGGCUCUCAACUCCAAAUCGCCGACUCGCUUAACAGCAUGGUACCCGCCAACGUCAAGAAGUUUCAGUACGCCUGCUUGGUCCGACAAGAAGGCAUCCUACUCGUGUGGCACGAUGAUUUGCUGCAUAUUGUGCCCACCGCGGCCCGGAUCGAGGAGAAGCUACUAGCCAUGGUUUGGGGAACAGGCCAACUGCCCUUCGGGCGUCUGCAAGCCCCAUCGCGACCAGGCUCUAUUCUCUCCACCAACACCUCCAUCUACAAGGUGGACAAGCCUUCGACCCCGGGGCCAGGCAACAUGGGCGCCCUCCCCAACGACAGCGCCGAACAGCUGGAGAAGGAUGAGUCCGUAGACGCCAAGGAGUCGCUCCAGCGGCCCGUUCAGCGCACCAGCGCCUUCUUCGUCGGCAUGGCCAUGUGCCUGGGCAUCGUCCUUCUCUUUGGCACCUACAUUCAGAAGCUGCUGAUUGAGUGCGUCAUCGACGGGACGUAUACGCGUCUGGCGCUAAUUGUUUGCGUGCCGUUCUUGCUGUGCGUCAGUCUGUUCUUCUUCCAGGUCAUCUUUUCGAACUUUUUCCAGAUUUUUGGUCCAAUCGGCGGGCAGCAUACCAACUCCAGGUUCUACUCGUGCAUCAAGCCGAGUCUGAGAAGGGCGUACAUGGACGGGUUCACGGCGCCGCAUAUCACGAUUCAGAUGCCGGUUUAUAAGGAGGGUAUGGAGAGCGUUAUUAUCCCGACUGUGCGGAGUUUGCAGGCGGCUAUUUCGUUUUAUGAGAGUCAUGGUGGCUCCGCAUCGAUCUUUGUCAACGAUGACGGCCUCCGCGUCGUCUCCGAAGAGGAAGCCCAGAAGCGUAUCGAGUUUUACCACGAUAACAAUAUCGGUUGGGUCGCCCGCCCCAAGCACGGUGACGACGGCUUCGUCCGCAAGGGCAAGUUCAAGAAGGCCUCCAAUAUGAACUUUGCCCUCAACAUUUCCCAAAAGGUCGAGAAGUACCUCCAGGAAAUGGUGGAUGCCAAAUUUGCUGCCGAAGGUACCGACCUUAUCGACCAGCAGGAGGAAGAGGAGAUGUACGAGGCUGCGCUUGCAAGAGUCCUCGAGGAGAACCCGCUUGCUCAGGCGGCUGGUAACAUCAGGAUGGGCGAGUACAUCUUAAUUGUGGACUCUGACACCCGUGUGCUUUUGCUACAGCCCGUCGACUGUCUCCUCUACGGCGCCGCCGAAUUGUUCCUCUCCCCUGAAGUCGCCAUCGUCCAACAUUCCACCGGCGUGAUGCAAGUCUCGUGGGAUUACUUCGAGAACGGCAUCACCUUCUUCACCAAUCUCGUCUACACAGCCAUUCGGUUUUCCAUCGGAUCAGGUGAAGUCGCUCCCUUUGUCGGCCACAACGCUUUCCUCCGUUGGCAAGCCGUUCAAGACGUCGGCGUCCCCGAACCCAACGACUACACGGCCUACUGGUCCGAAUCGCAUGUGUCCGAAGACUUCGACAUCGCUUUACGUCUCCAAAUCAAGGGUUCCAUCGUGCGCAUCGCCUCCUACCACGGCACGCAAUUCCAAGAGGGAGUGUCUUUGACGAUCUACGACGAGAUCGCCCGAUGGCAAAAAUACGCUUACGGCGUGUCGGAAAUGAUCUUCCACCCUUUCCACCGAUGGAUCUUCAAGGGCCCCUUCACCCCUCUUUUCUACACCUAUUUGGGCAGCAACAUCAUGUACUCGUCCAAGAUCUCCAUCUUCGCUUACAUGUGUUCGUACUUUGCCCUCGCCUCGGCCCUCAUGCUCACGCUGCUCAACUACUUCCUCGUGGGCUGGUUCAUCGACACCCUCGACCACGCGUACAUGUCCUCCUGGGAAGUCUUCAUUUCGCUGGUGGUCGUGUUCAACGUCAUGGGCCACAUUGCCCUGGCCGCCCUCCGCUACCGCACCGGCGACCGCGGCCUCCUUUCCAGUUUGUGCGAAAACUUCAAGUGGACGCCCAUGAUGACCAUUUUCUUCGGCGGACUCUCCUUCCACGUCACUACCGCUCUACUCGCCCAUCUUUUCCACAUCGACAUGCAGUGGGGCGCCACAAGCAAGGAAAAAGAAAACUCGAACUUCUUCCAGGAGAUUCCCAAGAUCCUCAAGACAUUCAAGUGGAUGUACGUGUUUGUCAUCUUGGUCGCGGCCGGCAUGAUCUACCUGGGCAACUGGGCGCCCGAGGGCUGGGAAAUUAAGGAUUUCUCAGCCAUUGUGCCGUUGGCGAUCAAUUUGAUUAGUCAUGCUUUGACACCGUUGGUGUUGAAUCCCAGUUUGAUGGUUUUCAACUAUUAA
This is a messenger RNA of Neurospora tetrasperma FGSC 2508, 3006 nucleotides long. RefSeq lists its product as uncharacterized. The record is from RefSeq and is a predicted model, not a curated record. The transcript has 5 exons. NCBI's taxonomy places the organism in Eukaryota, Fungi, Ascomycota, Sordariomycetes, Sordariales, Sordariaceae. Bases 1 to 3006 code for a protein of 1001 amino acids.